CCGGGAUUCAAACGACAAAAACUUGAGCGCAAAUCACGAACCCCGCGCUGGUUUCGGACGGCACCGCCAGUGCCCAAUUUAGGCUUGCGAGCUUAGACGAAGGCGAGGGAGUCGCCUGGCCCACCGAGCACGGUGGUUGGUUUGAGAGUUGUCCCCGAUGAAGGCGCUAGCCGGCUCGGUUCUGCCGGUCAUUGCCGGCGUUGCGGUGCUGGGUCUCGUCCCGGCCGCGCUUGCACAUGGCGAGGAUGAGCACGGCCACGGCCACGAGGACGGCGGCAUGGGCGGCAUGCAAAUGACCGACGCCGACAAGCCGCUGCCCGAAGACCAGUAUCCCCCCACGUACUUUGCGCAUCCAGAACACAGGGUCGCCAUCUACGGGCAUAUUGCCCUGAUGGUGCUCGCCUGGGUGUUUGCGCUGCCUGCAGCCGUCAUGCUGUCUCUCGCGCGCUCGCGCUACACGCUUCUGGUGCAGUUCGGCUUCCUGGCCAUCAACGCCGGCGGCGUGCUGCUGGGCGUCAUUUACAACACGAGCACGCCUGAUUUGUACCCGAACAAUGCGCACUACAAGCUCGGCUGGAUUGUGACGUUCGUUGUAAGCGCGCAGGUGGUGGUGGGCCUGUUGGCUCGGGUCGCGGGCGUGUUUAAGCGAGAGAAGUUGGCCGCCGGGAGCCAUGCCGCGGAGCGCCAAGGCUUCAUCCCGGUGUCCACCGAGGCCAUGGCCGAGCACGAAUCCCGCUUUCCGGGGGCGCCGUACCGCCGCUAUUCCCACGACAGCGGCCAGGGCACCGAGCCGAGGACCGAGUCGCUGCGGAGCCACUCGCUCUCGGGCCCCGAUUGCCCGGCGUCUCCGACGUCCCCGGUUCACGAUGCGCACAAGGAGUACCACCACAGCGAUGACGACGCCGACCCCGACGAGGACCUCGAGGCGCAUCUGCCCUUGUUUUCCAAGUCCACCAAGGCGCACUCGGUGGUUGCGAAGGUCGCUGGCAGGAUCUCGGACCGGUUUUGGAAGGUCCUCAUCUUUGCUUACAACUUUGUCGACCGGACGAUUCUGAUCCUGGGGUUCAUUGCCCUGUGCACGGGCAUCAUCACCUUCGGGCGCUUCUUUGAAGGCGCUGGCAUCUUCAGCGGCUUGGCGCAUUGGAUUAAGGGCGGUGUCUUCUUCUGGCUGGGCAUCUUCACUCUCGGCCGCUGGGCAGGCUGCUUCGGCGAGCUUGGAUGGGCCUGGAAUGUGCGUCCUAGAAGGGCCGGCCAGAAGUGGCGCCCAUCUGCGGAGUUCGUCGAGAGCUUCGCCAUCUUCUUCUACGGCGCUACCAACAUCUUCCUCGAACAUCUCGGCAACUGGGGUGGUGAGUGGAGCUCCCAGGAUUUGGAGCACAUUUCCAUCACGGUGCUUUUCCUUGGCGGCGGUCUGUGCGGUAUGCUCAUCGAAUCAACCCGCAUCCGCAACCUGCUCAACUACACCGUGACCGACGCCGCGCAACAACACAUCCUAGACCGCGACGCCGAGCGCGAUCUGCACGACGCCCUCCGCGAGCCCGAGAGCUACCGCUUCUCCAUGAACCCCAUCCCCGCCCUCGUCAUCCUCCUGACGGGCAUCAUGAUGAGCUCGCACACGCAGGAGAGCAUGAUCUCGAGCAUGGUGCACAAGCAGUGGGGCGACCUGCUGGCCGGCGCCUCCUUCGCCCGCGGCCUGACCUACCUGCUGGCCUGGCUGCGCCCGCCGCGGUCCGUCUACCCGUCGCGCCCGCCCACCGAGCUGCUGACCGCGUUCGGCCUCAUCGCGGGCGGCAUCAUCUUCAUGGCCAGCGCGAGUGAUACGGUCAGCGGCAUGAUCCACUACCAGCUCGACGCCAUGUUCAUGUACACCGUCACCAUGGGCCUGGUCGGCCUGCUGAUGGCCUGGGUCAUCUUGAUGAUUGCCCUCAAGGGCUGGGCCGCGCGCCGCGAGGCGGGUCGGGCUUGAACUAAAGACCCUACCUGCUUUGACGCUGUUCCUGGCGGGAAGCGGCUUGCCGAGAAGGGCAAGUGCUUUCAGACCGGCAUUGUUCUGGAGUUGGCUGGUCUUAGGCGGAUAAUGUGAUGAUGGAGGAGUUGAUGAUGGAGGAGUCGCACGGAUGGAGUCGCAUGGAUGGCGUGGAGGGUUUUCGAUUCUUGUCUUGCUGAGAUACCCCAUUUUUUUCUAUCUAGUUGGAUGAUGCUGA
Thermothielavioides terrestris NRRL 8126 is the source of this 2204-nucleotide messenger RNA. RefSeq lists its product as uncharacterized. NCBI's taxonomy places the organism in Eukaryota, Fungi, Ascomycota, Sordariomycetes, Sordariales, Chaetomiaceae. The transcript is spliced from 6 exons. Bases 158 to 1966 code for a protein of 602 amino acids. The record is from RefSeq and is a predicted model, not a curated record.